AUGAAACUUUCUUCUCAAGCUGGAUCAGAUCAGGAUACAGUAAUUAUAUUUGACAACAACAACGUUCACAAGUACAAUCUCCUUCAUUCAUCAGCACCAAUUUAUAAUGUCCCACUUUGGAUGCCUGCAAAAAGUGCAAUGGUUCAAGUUUAUGGAGAUUCAGGAAUCAGCAAAUUAUAUCUCAGCUAUAAUUACAUUUCUCUUGCUGGCUACAAACAAUCAUUGGUGAAAAACACCGGAGAAUAUUUCCCGUUAAAUACAAUCACUGCAAAUAAUUAUGUCACUAUCACAACUUCCUCUCCCAAUGAGCAGGUCGUUGCAACACCCGCAUCAAGUGUUGGAAUGUCAGAUCCCGGCCUUCUCUAUUAUCUGGUUUAUGAUGGGGACAAUAUCAACACUGCUUCAUUCUUGGGAACACUCUCAGAUUUGGAACAAAGAAUUACCAUUGCUAGCGGGAAAAGUGUAUCAAUAGUGAACCUUUCUGGAGUGAAUUCAGAUUCCUAUGUUCUUGGAAACGAUGCAUCAAGUCUGAAUGGGUUCAGCAGAUACUCAGUGCUCACGAUUCCCCCUGGAAACGGUAUCCGUGGAAAUCUAUCCGACCUAACUGAUAGUCCCCGUGGCUCCGCAUACACGUUCAUCUGUCUUAACUGCACUACGUUCCACUGGACAAGCCUUGUUUUUGAUAGUAUGUCAACGAUUGCUAAUAAGGGAUCUGUGACUUUUCAAGGACAGACACCAACUCAAAAACGAGAUCAGUUGAUUAAAUACGACCCAAUGACGUUGACAAACUCAUAUUUUCCUCAAAUGAUACCUUCUGAUUGCUUCACAAUGAUAAUGUAUUUGUCGAAGUUCUCUGUGACAUUGAACACAGUCCAAGAUUAUGCUCCAUGGAAACAACCAUUCGAUGGACGUAAGGGAUACAUCUUCUCUCCAAGUCUCUGGAGUUCUGCGGCCAACAAUUUCAAUUAUGAGUUCCGUAAUGAUACACAACAGUAUUUUUACACACUGAAUAUGAAUAAGAUGAGCUUACCCAAUAAUGAAGAUCAAAUGACGCUGAAAAUUGGAUCAGGAACUGGAAAUCCAACUGUGAAUAAUCAGUAUCCUCGUGAUCAAUCUUCUAAUCAACAAGUAGUAGCUCAGGGAAAUUAUAUGCAAGUUGGAUUGCCUGCCUCUGCUGCAGCUGAUGUUCGACUGUCUUUUGCGAUGGAUUUGAAUCAAACAACUGCGGCACCAUCCACUACAUCUACUACACCUACUACGGCAUCAACAACAGUGCAAACCACAACUUCAGGUGGUUUUCCAAUCAGUUACAACAUUCUACUACUCGGUUUCACAUUGAUUAUUGUAGCUUGA
Messenger RNA from Caenorhabditis briggsae, 1353 nucleotides. The transcript has 6 exons. The record is from RefSeq and is a predicted model, not a curated record. Gene Ontology annotation, cellular component: membrane raft. Gene Ontology annotation, biological process: innate immune response. The coding region runs from base 1 to 1353 and encodes 450 amino acids. NCBI's taxonomy places the organism in Eukaryota, Metazoa, Nematoda, Chromadorea, Rhabditida, Rhabditidae.